Aphanomyces astaci is the source of this 843-nucleotide messenger RNA. RefSeq lists its product as hypothetical. Gene Ontology annotation, cellular component: endoplasmic reticulum membrane. The transcript is spliced from 3 exons. Gene Ontology annotation, biological process: fatty acid elongation; very long-chain fatty acid biosynthetic process; sphingolipid biosynthetic process. Lineage: Eukaryota; Oomycota; Saprolegniomycetes; Saprolegniales; Verrucalvaceae. Gene Ontology annotation, molecular function: 3-hydroxyacyl-CoA dehydratase activity. The record is from RefSeq and is a predicted model, not a curated record. Bases 48 to 731 code for a protein of 227 amino acids.
UGAUUGGCUCGUGACGUGACUGUCUCGGCCUCAUUUUGCAAAUUGCCAUGGGGUUCGUCAAGACAGCGUACUUGGUGCUGUUCAACAUUGCGAGCAGCAUCGGGUGGGCGUACGUGCUCGGCCAAACCUUCCAGUUGGUGUACACAGACCAAGACAUCGCGCUGUCGUCGGCCAAGUUGUGGGGGAUCAUCGAAACGCCGUUGACGGUCGUCCAGACGAUGGCGGUGUUCGAAGUCUUGCACGCGCUGUUGGGUCUCGUGCGGUCGCCCGUCGGGUCGACCUUCCUGCAAGUCAGCUCCCGUCUCUUCCUCGUGUGGGCCAUCAACGUGCUGUGCCCCGACUCCCGAUACCACUGGGGAUUCAUCCUCAUGGUGGCAUCGUGGUCGCUCGUGGAAGUCCCUCGCUAUGCGUUUUACGCGCUCAACUUGCUGGACGCGGUGCCGGACUGGCUGUUUUUCCUCCGUUACCACUUGUUCAUGGUGCUGUACCCGAGCGGUGUCACAGGCGAAGUGUCGUGCAUGUUGAAGGCGCUUCCGUUCCUGUCCUCCGGAGCGUACUCGAUUCAAAUGCCCAACACCCACAACAUCUCGCUGUCGCUGUACGUGGUCGUGCUCUUGACGCUGGUCGUGUACGCCCCUGGCUUGCCCUUCAUGUACACGCACAUGAACGUCCAACGCAAGAAGGCAUAUGCUAAGAAGAACGAAGCAACCAAGACCCUCAAGAAGGAGUAAUAAUAUCGCCUUGUCGACAUACGUUGAGACCUUGACGUUAUCAAUUCCUUGUCGUCUUCACUUUCCACGUGCCCAAUAAUAUGCGUACAUACACUUGACAUGACCCUCCUCA